CUUAUGAAUUCCCCUGUUUUUGUUUCACGCUUAGCUUCGACAACUCCUCAACCGUUGGGAGUCCGCGACCCUGUUUGGCGUAUGAUUUGGAAUCUAAAGUUGCCCCCUCGAGUGCACCUUUUUGUGUGGCGCUUGUACCUCAAUGUCCUACCAACCCCGGAUAAUCUAGCUCGACGAAACGUGACAUUUGAUGGAGCCUGCCCUUUAUGCUCAUCUGCUACAUCUACCAGCCUGCAUACUUUCUUUGACUGUAGUUUUACUCUACAGGCGUUGCGUAUUGCCGGUCUUCUUGUUGUUGUUCGGCAACUUCAAAAAGCAACAUGUGAAACUUGGCCGUGGAAUAUUGUGUUGAAUGCAAGUCGACUUGUGGCUGAAUUCGCUUCACACUCUUCAAAUCCCGAAAUGCCUGAUCCCUCACUGUCUCUUCUUCCUACCUCCGUUGUCCCUUCUGUCGAUGCAACCAGAAUUUAUUUUGAUGGCUCAAUCUCCCCUACUUGUGUAUGUGGUGGUUCAGGCGUCUUUGCCUGUUCUGCUAAUGGAAUAUUUUUACAAGCUUUGUCACGCCGUUUUGCUGGAAUUGUUGACUCAGAUUUAGUCGAAGCUUUGGCGUUGAGGGAAGCGAUUCUCUUGGCUCAGAAAUUAAAUGUUCCGAAUAUGGCUGUAAUAGGGGAUUUUUCCUUGAUUGUUCAAGCUUCAUUAGAUUAUUUUGGAUUCCUCGUUCGGAGAAUGUUGUUGCCCAUUCUUUAG
Molecule: messenger RNA, 747 nt
Organism: Striga asiatica
Lineage: Eukaryota; Viridiplantae; Streptophyta; Magnoliopsida; Lamiales; Orobanchaceae
Source: the annotation of a GenBank genome assembly